This is a messenger RNA of Diuraphis noxia (Russian wheat aphid), 1772 nucleotides long. RefSeq lists its product as uncharacterized. The record is from RefSeq and is a predicted model, not a curated record. NCBI's taxonomy places the organism in Eukaryota, Metazoa, Arthropoda, Insecta, Hemiptera, Aphididae.
CUUGUCGGAUAGGAGGUAACACAGCGUGGUACAUGCGGCCGGCGCAGUCUCUUCGCAGACUUCGGCUCUAACGCACCGGGCGCGCUCUCCCGCCGCCGUCAUCGCCGCAGUCAUCGUCAUAACUUCACGACGUUCGAUCACAAAUACUACAUAAACCUACUGAAUACCAAUCGUGCUAGAAGAUGGCUUACUGGUGGCUAUUGCAGUCGGCAAUGUGGUAUACCGCUAUUAUGGUUCUGGCUAAUCCUCUGAUGCCUACCGUAAUCUUUGAAGUUUUGCCCAAGUUGCCACUGCUUAUCAUUCGUCGUUUAGGUACCAUUCCUUUUGAAUCUAUUUAACGAAAGUCAAAUCACCUGUUUGGAGUCCCGUCGAAAUCAUGAGUUCAACACAAAGACAGCUGGAAGUUGACCCGACGGCCUUCUGACUAGUUUAUAUCAGUAUGGACAGUGCCGUUGAAAACUACAGUCCAACCGAACAGUGUCCGAUCGACGUCCAACACAGUCCGAAUACAAUUAUGAAUAUUAAGGUGACCGAGUCGGCGAGGUUCCGCCGCAUCRCCGCCGCCGACGUCGUGGUCGGCUGGGGAAACGUACGGACCGUGGUCGUGGUCGUUGCAAUAGUCAUGUUUGCGGCCCAGCUUGGAGCCGCGCAACAAGUGGUGUUGAAGGCAGGCCGCUUGCCGCGCGUCUACAACGCCCUAAUCACCACCGAUCAGCGCCUGUUGCCCAGCCAAGCGGAACCGAUCGUCAUGCCCGUGUUCCGUCCRUUCCAGUUCCUUUACGAAUGGCCACAAGUGAAGUACGCGGCCGCUCCGUCGUACCCGUCGUCAAUGACGGAUGUGGAGGUGUCUGGUACCGACGACGGAUCGUUAGAACACGACGAGUCACGGCCCGUCGCUGCGGUCGUCAACAGCAACGGACCCGUGGACGCUACGGCCAUCAAGAACAACAGGCCCGUGGACGUUCCGGUCGUCAAGAAUAACAGGCCGGCAGACUCUUCGGUGCCAGACGUACCGCCGCCACCGCUUCCGGUCACGCGUGGCCAGAAYGGCGCCGUUAAGAAGAGACCAGACGAAUAUCCGCCCAUGCCGGGUGGUUUCGCCAUUUGAACAGCUGUCGCGCUCCAAUUCUGCUCGUCCCGAUCAUCGACCACCUCAAUGGGUUUAAGUAGAAGAGACACAGACUACCCCUCUUGAACGUCACACGAUCUUCUACUCCUACCAUUGYAGUGCACAGCCGRAUAAAAUAUAAUAUUUUAACUUAAAUAAUAUUAUUGCGUUAGGUUAUCUGUUAUUCGGUUCGGACAAUAUUAUUGUUACUAUACAGCAUUUACGUUUGGAGAUGUUAUGGCUCGCGUUUUUCCGUAUCUUACCCUUGAAACUUUCACCAAUUUUAAUAGUUUUCGGACGUCGACAAUUUUUAUGAACUCACGUUCACUAUUUAUAUAAUUAUAAUAUGUAUAUAUAAAUAGUACAUAUAUCUGUGACGUUAUUCGGUAAUUUAUAACGCAUUAAAGUAUUCUUAAAAAAAUGAUUAUUUUUGAUGUUUUUACUUGCGAAUUAUAUGUCAUACGUGGUUGGAGAAUGUAAUCAAAAUUAUUUUAGUCACUUUUACCUGAUUUGUAUGUUAUUUUUGUUGAGCGCGUUUCGUACACUAUGAAAUCGUCUUAUUUAGAUUUAAGUUAUUACUGCAAUCUCUUACCAUAUAAACCACAUGGUAUUGUGUAAAAAUAUAUUGUACAUUAAAAUAAAUAUUAAAAAUGUUUAGUCUUAA